AUGGUGCUGCUCGCGCCUAAUAAGGGCGAGUCGAUGACGAGUUUUGGUGCGCUGAGAGCUCGGUUGAGAGUUGUGGCGGCAAGGUUCUUUGAUGAAGGGAUGGAGGACGGAGAGUUCGCAGUCGUGGACGAGUUUUACAAGGGAUUGGUGAACCAACAGCCAGUUUUGGUGAGUGGACUGCUGCCGAACGCAGCGAUGGUGAGGCGACUUGGUGGGGGUGAUGUGGUGGCGACGUUGCAUGCACUACUGCUGCAAGGGAGGGUGGUGUGCUACUCAGCCAAUGCAAGCGCAGCGUCGGCGGCGGUGAUUGCGUUGCUGGCGAUGUUACCGUCGCAAUUGGCGCACUAUUUGGUGCAAGAACGUAGAGAGGUGUUUGUGGUACAGCCGUGCUGUUCACUGGAGUUUGGAGAGGAUCUUUUCGGCGGUACUGGAGGGUAUUUGCUCGGGACGAAUAACCCGCUGUUGCUGAAAAACGAGAAAGCGCAGUUUGAUCUCGUCCUGGAUCUGGAUGCGGGGCAGGUCACCGCACACCCGACGGCGACGAGUGAGCGUGCUUUUGCGUUUGGGACGAAGACGGCAGAGUUGGCGGACGGACUCACUCGGCGCUUUACGGAUCCUGUUGCCCCCAUGCACAUGCGGAUUGUGGGUCAGCGCACGCGUGACAAUGAAUGGGUUUUGGCGCAAUGCCGUUUUGACGAAAAUGUCAAUUAUUCGGAGGCGAACUCAGGGAUGAUUGAUUUGUUUCCAGAGUCAUUCCGAUCGAUGCUUGAGGAAAUUGCGGCACCAGUGCUUGGAAGCUUAGUUGGAGUUGACGAUGACGAGGAACUUCUCAACCCACGCGCGGCAUUUUGCUCCGACUAUGGUUGGAGCUGGACUCUUUCGUGGCAGUCUACUAGCAGUUAUGCAAAGUGGCUUGAGCAAGAGCUGCGUCAGCGGAGGCUAACGCGAAGUAGCUCAACAGGGUCGUCUCGAACGCUAAAGCCUCCUCCUCACGAAGGACACGCAACGUACACAUACCCAAACGGCGACGAGUAUGAAGGCGAUUUUGUGGAAGGCAAACGGGAGGGCUAUGGUAUGUACUUGGAGCGUGCGACGGGCAAUCUAUACGACGGCUCGUGGCUUGCAGAUGAACGGCAUGGAAAAGGUGUCCUUACGUCCAAAGCAAGUGGGGGCUACAUUUACGAUGGCGAAUGGGUGCAUGACAUGCGGUGCGGACAUGGACAUAGUACCCGACGGGGAGGUGGAGGUACAAGGGGCGGAGAGAGCUAUACUGGUCAAUGGCAGGCGAAUCGCUUUCAUGGACGAGGGGUGCACGUUAACAGUGAAGGCGAUGUGUACGACGGCGAGUGGCGAGAUGGAGUUAGGCAUGGUGCCGGCAAGUUAACCAUAGUGAAGCCAGUGAAAGCAAGAGCUGGUGAAAUGGGAGGUGUGGUGCGAUACGUUGGCGAGUGGGCGGAUGGGAAGUUCCACGGAAUGGGAUCGUGCCAGUAUGCUGAUGGGUCUGAGUACUCUGGGACUUUUCGUCAAGGUCGACGACACGGAAAUGGUAUCUUAGUUCUUGCGUCGGGAGAUCGGUAUGAAGGGCAAUGGUGGCAAGGACUGCGUCACGGGCAGGGGAUUGCCCAUUCCAAGGGCUCAGGAACCACUCGUGAAGGUUCUUGGAAACGAGGUGUCGAGGUUAGCGAUGGUGAGUGGCUCAUCACUUUCGUCAAUGGUGACAAGUAUUCAGGUGCAUGCCGUCGUGGAAGACCAUGGGGCAACGGAACUUGCAAAUUCGCCAACGGUGCUGUAUACACUGGCGACUGGAUAGAUGGACUCCGCGAAGGCCGCGGCAUAUGUGUUAACCCUGACGGGACAAUGCUCGAGGGCGAGUGGCAGCACAGCGUAUUUGUUAAAGCUGUGCAAUCUCGGUCUCGGUUUGUGGACGUUUCACUUUCCUCUAAUUCUCCUCCAUCUUCUCCGAGACGUUCGUCUAUAUCAGCGAAAAGUGAAGGCGAAGCGGAACACCCGAUGUUUGGAGUUCAUCGUCAUGUUUAUCCGAGCGGAGAUGUGUACGAAGGAGAAUUUAAGGAGGGGUACCGUGAUGGUUUUGGUAUCUUCACUGAGCGCUCAACGGGUACAACGUACGAAGGGCAGUGGGUCCAAGAUUUGCGCCAUGGGAACGGGGUGCUGACGUCCGGAUCAAAGGACUUUAUUUAUGAUGGGGCUUGGGAGAGCGACCAACGAUGGGGCUACGGCCACUGCGUGAUAAGUGGAGGCCGCGAAACGUACAGUGGGCAAUGGAGGGAGAACGCCUUCCAUGGCAUCGGUAAAUACACUGAUGCUGAGGGAAGCGUAUAUGAAGGUGAAUUUGUUCGAGGUAAGAAGCAUGGCGUCGGUAAGCUCAUCGCUCCUGUCGUGGAGAUACACCCAGAGUCAUCCGAAAAACAUCAAACCGAACAAUACUCUGGUGAGUGGCGUGAUGGUUGCCGCGAAGGCGUGGGAGACGCGGUCUUUGCGGAUGGAUCAAGGUACUCCGGACAAUGGAGAGAUGAUCUUCAGGAAGGCGAGGGCACAUUCACGUCAGCAGAGGGUGAUCGAUAUGUGGGCCAAUGGCACCGUGGAUGCCGCGAAGGUGCGGGUAUACUCACGGUCGGAAGUUCAGGCGUGAUAAAAGAAGGUCAGUGGUAUCGCGACGAACCUGUUGACGGCGAAUGGACCAUUACAUUUCCAGACGGCAGCAAGUUCACCGGCGAGUGUGUUGAAGGGCGACCGCACGGACGGGGCCUCUGCAAAUAUGCUGGUGGUGAUCUGUAUGACGGCAUGUGGAUGCAUGGCAAGCGUCACGGUGCAGGCUCAGGUUUCUUCGCCAAUGGUGAGAGCUUCGUGGGUCAGUGGGAAAAUAAUCACGUAGCGCUCAACGGGCGAGGGAAAUUGACGCUGGCGGACGGCACCGUGCACGUGUACGCCAACUGA
This is a messenger RNA of Phytophthora sojae, 2955 nucleotides long. RefSeq lists its product as hypothetical. Bases 1 to 2955 code for a protein of 984 amino acids. The record is from RefSeq and is a predicted model, not a curated record. Lineage: Eukaryota; Oomycota; Peronosporomycetes; Peronosporales; Peronosporaceae. The transcript has 2 exons.